Messenger RNA from Zychaea mexicana, 694 nucleotides. RefSeq lists its product as uncharacterized. The transcript has 2 exons. The record is from RefSeq and is a predicted model, not a curated record. Lineage: Eukaryota; Fungi; Mucoromycota; Mucoromycetes; Mucorales; Lichtheimiaceae. The coding region runs from base 180 to 548 and encodes 122 amino acids.
CGACAUCUGUACUAUUUGAAUUCGCACCACUUUGGGACAAAACCAAGACGACUACCGACACUAUUCACCCUGUAUGGCAUACCCUUUGUUCCAAGAACCCCGGCUUGCCAGCAGCACCAUCAGGCUUGUCAGGAACGAUCGAGGCGUCGAUAAACGAGUACAGCACCAACCUCAACAACAUGUGGGCGAGCGACAAGAUUUUUAAAGCAGCCCUACAUCAUCUGACAUUGGAUCUGUUGCGCAUCAACUUGGCGACAAAAAAAGAGAAGGAGAACGUCGAAAAGGCCGAAAAACUUGUCAAGGAUGCGCGGGAGCGUGAGGAAAAAAACAGAAAUACACCAAUCAAGUAUACUAUCCUACAACUGCGGUCUAAGCAACGCCACGAGUGCCGGCAGAUAGCGAAGCACCUACAAUUAGAAAGUCAAUAUCCAGAACAAACAGAAAAAUUUGCUCAACGAAUUAAAGCAUGUAUGCAUCGGUUAGACAAGAUCGUCACCCAGUUGAAGGAGAAGGUAUGUUUCUUUCGAAAUGGACUGUAUGUAGAGUGAAUUCUACCAGCAGGUGUAUCCUAAUAUCGCCAUUGUUGAGUUGCUUUAUAGAAAGCCCCUGUUGGAGAAAGCAUUGAACCAGAGGAGGAGGAGGGACCUAAAAUAAAAGAUGACCAAACCAGCCUUGCUUUUGGUGAUGAGACUGU